Messenger RNA from Nomascus leucogenys (northern white-cheeked gibbon), 396 nucleotides. RefSeq names its product zinc finger protein 354A-like. Lineage: Eukaryota; Metazoa; Chordata; Mammalia; Primates; Hylobatidae. The record is from RefSeq and is a predicted model, not a curated record. The transcript is spliced from 4 exons. The annotation marks the transcript as partial. Gene Ontology annotation, biological process: regulation of DNA-templated transcription.
UGGGAGGCCGAGGCGGGCGGAUGACGAGAUCUGCCUUCUGGAGACUGCACCGUCCUCACGGGAGAGCCAGAAAGAGGACAUGGCUGCCGGGCAGCGGGAAGCGAGGCCCCAGGUGUCACUGACAUUCGAGGACGUGGCUGUGCUCUUUACCCGGGAUGAGUGGAGAAAGCUGGCUCCUUCUCAGAGAAACUUGUACCGGGAUGUGAUGCUGGAGAACUAUAGGAACCUGGUCUCACUGGGGCUCCCAUUUACCAAACCAAAAGUCAUCUCCCUGUUGCAGCAAGGAGAAGAUCCCUGGAAGGUGGAGAAAGACAGUUCUGGCGUCUCCUCUUUAGGUAAGUGGGUGGCCCGAGGUGCUCGGGAAUCGCCGCAGACAGGUCUGCUUAAUGAGAGGAG